Messenger RNA from Pseudopodoces humilis (Tibetan ground-tit), 1913 nucleotides. RefSeq names its product SREK1 interacting protein 1 (gene SREK1IP1). Gene Ontology annotation, molecular function: nucleic acid binding; zinc ion binding. Lineage: Eukaryota; Metazoa; Chordata; Aves; Passeriformes; Paridae. The record is from RefSeq and is a predicted model, not a curated record.
UGUCGCUGCGCAUGCGGGCCGGUCCGGUUCGGAGAGUGCGGCGGGAUGGCACUGCCGGGUGGAAAUAAGGAUAAUAUCAGAGCUGGAUGCAAAAAGUGUGGCUACCCUGGUCAUCUGACAUUUGAAUGUCGAAACUUCCUCCGAGUAGAUCCUCAGAGAGAUAUUGUUUUAGAUGUUAGCAGCACUAGCAGUGAAGACAGCGAGGAAGAGGAACUACAGAGAUUACAAGCCAUGCGUGAAAAAAAGAAUUUAAAUGAAGAGGAAGAAAAAAAGAAACAAAAAAGAAAAAGCAAAGAGAAAACAAAAUUAAAAAGACCAAGGAAAAGAUCUUCCUCAUCAAGUUCAGCAGAAGAGGAUGAGCCAAAGUCAAAAAAACAAAAAUCACACAAAAAAGAAAAGGGGAAAAAGCAUAAAUCUAAGAAAGGAAAGCAUCAUAAAAAGGAGAAAAAGAAGAGACGAAAGGAAAAAAGUUCAUCUUCUAACAGUUCAGACAGUUCAAGUAGUGACUGACGUGCUGGUCUGUUUUUGCUUUCACUUCUGCAGAGAAGAUGAUUUUCCUUUCAGAGCAAGUUUAUUUAUGCUUUGCAAUGCUGUUGUAAAAUGGGAUAGAUAUAUAUAUAUUUUUGACAAAUCUAUUUGCAUACAUCAGUGCUUCAAAUUAUUAGAUGGACCAUUUAUGAAAAGAAUCUGCUUUUCUAUUUCAGAUUUAUUAGUACUAAUGCAAGUGGUUCUUGACUCUUAUUUUUAGUUCAGUUGUGAUUGUGUUUGUAACCUUUACAGUGAGAUGUGGUAAAUUUCAGUUUGCAAGCCUUUGUGUAGAACGAUAAGGACUUAAAUAUGCUUAAUGUCAGAAUGGUUACUUCAGAUUUGGAAAUUCAAGUGAGAUUUUCUAUUACCUUUUAAAUAAAUGUAUGUUUUACAUAAUAUUUUUUGCUUAAAUACAUUAAUCAGUAAGUGCAAAUAUGAAUCAGUGUUCAGGUCCUGAGAGGGGAAGAAUGAGCAAUGGGAAGCUAAAAAUGAUUGAUACUUCAAAAUUAUAUUCUAAAAUCGAUCUGGUCAUAGACUGUGUGAAGCAUAACUACAUAUUCCUUUGGCAGGAUCACUAUAAGCAAGCUGAAAAUAAACAGAAGCAAACAAAAGCUACCGAUUUUUAAAGUUCUUUUUCCUUGGGUUUUGUUCUUUGUCAUUUCAUCUUUGACAUAGAUGUAAAAGUUUGGAUAUCGAAACAAAACUUCUAGUAUUGAACUUUAGCUAUUUCUUCAUUCCUGUCAAUUGUUACUAGCUUCAGUUUGCAUCUGAAUCAAUCAAUCAAUCACACUUUUGAAGGCUAACCCUGGCAUAACUCUACAGCAGUGAUUGCCCUGCUACUCCACAGGCUCCAAAGCUCUUGCAAUACAAAGGUGAUGCCAGUACAAACGAGUGCCAUUCCCUGUCAGCUUCUCUCUGUUACAGAAUGAAAUUACCAUUUCCAGAAAGAAAGACAAGAACAAAGCAUAUGAAUAGUAUAUGGGGUGAGCAUGACAAGUGCAUAGCGUAAUGAAGAGUUAACAAUCUUCAUAUACUUUACAGUAAACUCUGAAAUGCAAAUCAGUCUCUGUCAAUUGGCACCAGGAAACAAAAGCAGAUACUUGGUGUUUCCUUCAAUCAUCUUUCCCAGGUAGUGGAAGAAAAAUGUGCACAUUGGCAGUUGAGCUGUUAAGAUGGGAAACAAACUGCUAUAAAAUGCCCCAAAUCCUGGAAUCACUGAAUUGAAACUGAAUAAAGCUGUUGUUUCACAAAUAGCCAAAGAAAAUACACAGUCACAGCACAAAAAUUACAGCUUAAGUGUUCUCUGCAACUUGAGAGACACCAAGUAAAACCCUUCAGUCUCUUUCACAGUUUAGAGUAUAUACAUUUUUGAAAUGUACCUAGAG